UAUAUUACAGUUGAGCGGGAAGAUGUAUAAACAGAUGUAUAAACAGAUGUAUAGACUGAACGUGUAUCCAAUGAGAUCAAUGGUUUUGGAACAUGAAGGUGAGAGUUGUAAGAGUGGCCAAUCAGAUGGAUCCUGUACGCUCACCAAACAGCCUAAUGAUCGACCUAAGAUUGUUUCAGUCACCUGCUAGAAAAAGAUUAGAAGACAAGCACUCAAAAUAUGUAGCAAAAAGUAUAAACAUUCCAUCCCCCCAUCAACAAUCAUCUCAACCACAUUUGGUGAAUUCAUCCCAAUGGAGUCUGUCAGAGGAGAGAUCUCCUGCAAGCUUGACAGUAAGAACGUUUGCUAUGGCAGAGAGAUUGCAUGUUCCUGUUCCAGAAUCUUGUAUCAGUUUCGAAGAGUUCUGUGUUCGGUUUAUACAGAGGUGGUGGUUUCUCCAACGAGCCAACAAUAACAGUUUGUACAGUAUGACGUCAGAGGAGCGUAGUAUGAACUCAACAGGCUCGCUCACCAGAGACAAGGCUGCUACUAUCAUUCAGCGAUCUUGGAGACGGCACAUAGACAUACAAGUUUAUCACUAUUACAGAGAUCUUAUCAAGUUCUACUCGAGGGGCAACCCUCAGUUCAUGCUCAAGUGUAUCAACCCUAAAGAGGCUGCUUUGCUUGAUUUUGCUGCUGGAAUUCACAUUCGUUUCAGGCUAGCUGGGGAGAAGUUCCCUCCCAACAUCUACUACAAGAUCUUCACGUACCGUCCAGUGACAGAUGUCAACUCUUUCGCACCACGUGACUACACCGUAUCAAACUGGGCUGCUCCCGGUGCCACCGUCAAAAACAGCAAAGUAGACAAUCCUAAUGAUAGGGAGGAUAUUGUUACAGAUUUAUCUAGAUGGUAUCAAAGAAGAGAGAACAAUGGUUGGAGACUGGUUUCAGAUAGAAUCUUCACCAGCAUGGAAACAGACUCUCUGUUACAAGAAUCAAAUUCUGAACGGAAAUUCUUCCACUUUUCGAGACUGCGGCGACAGAAAGAUGUGGACAACAAAAGGAAGGUUAAGAAGCGUCAAUGGAUGGCAAAUAUGUACAAGCAAGGAAAAGAAACUGAACGUGACUUGACGGAAUCAGAGAUCGAAGAAAUGGUAAACUGGUGUGACGAUCUUAACUUUGACAACUACGUCAAUAACUGGCUGGAGCUGGCAACUGCAGUCACAUUGCCAAAUUGUGAGUACGCCAAGAUGGACGACAGACAAACUGAAAACUCAGCAUUUUGAAGCACGUGAAACGUUGAGAAUUGAGAUGUCUACUUCCGACUAAGACUCGUCAACCAGAUACAGCUUUCCGGUUGUUUGAUAGAUGGUAUUUGGAUUUUAGAAGUCCCAAGUUUAUAAAUUGUAAUUUAUUUAAAUUGUUGGAGGAUUCCUAUGUAUGGCAUGAGCAGGUUGACGUUUUGGAUAUUAUCCACCUCAAAUCCGAAUUCCUUCAACAGACUCUAGUCCUUAUUGCUUUAUUGUUUGGAGAUAAAAUAUCAAAAAAGAUAUGAUUUUAACCGUUCAACUGUCAAUUGAUUAUUUGACAUCUUAGUAUGCAAUAAUCGUUCUACUGCAAUAAUCUUUGUGACUUUUAA
Molecule: messenger RNA, 1618 nt
Organism: Bolinopsis microptera
Lineage: Eukaryota; Metazoa; Ctenophora; Tentaculata; Lobata; Bolinopsidae
Product: protein MFI-like
Exons: 11
Coding region: 93-1265 (390 amino acids)
Source: RefSeq, a predicted model, not a curated record